AUGCCUGCCCUCCUGGAUCUGGUGGACCAUGAGAAAUUGAUAUCGAUGAGCGUCGGACGGCGUGCUGCAUGGGUGCUUGCCAACACCGGGCGCUGUUGGUUUCGCACUGGCAUUAAUCAGGAGAAUUAUCCAUCUACGGUCGUCGCCACCAAGACAUCCAUCCCCCGCGUAAACCACUGGGUAGCCAUACCCGGAAGACUUAAGGUUCUGCAGUCUUCACCCAACGAUGAGGUAAAUUAUGCUCUCUUCUACAGUCUGGUAGUUUGGGAAGUUGAUUACACUUCGGGUCACUGUUUAGUACUCAAUCUAUCCAUAUAUUGA
This is a messenger RNA of Dibothriocephalus latus, 321 nucleotides long. NCBI's taxonomy places the organism in Eukaryota, Metazoa, Platyhelminthes, Cestoda, Diphyllobothriidea, Diphyllobothriidae. The record is from the annotation of a GenBank genome assembly.